Molecule: messenger RNA, 2034 nt
Organism: Hordeum vulgare subsp. vulgare (domesticated barley)
Lineage: Eukaryota; Viridiplantae; Streptophyta; Magnoliopsida; Poales; Poaceae
Exons: 1
Coding region: 692-1756 (354 amino acids)
Source: RefSeq, a predicted model, not a curated record
CAAAAUAAUUUUAUUUUAUUUUUGUCACCCUUAGCUUUUGACAAUUAUCACAAUUACCAUUCUGAAAUUUGUGUUUUUUGCCAUGAAAUGGCGAUGUUGAUAAUUAUCAAAAACUAAGAGUGGCAAAAGUGAAAUGCUAACAUCUAGAGUGGCAUAAGAAAAAAUUGAUAAAAUCUAGAGUGACAAAAACAAAAUUUCCCAAGAUAAAACGUUUCCAAAUAAAUACUCGUCGAAAAUAUAGAAAUCUGACGCGGUGUCUUCCUCGUUCACAGAUCUCCUCACACCACCCGCCUCCGUCGCCGAAAGCACGGUUGCGGUUGCUCUCACGGCCGCCCCGCUACAUCGAACUCACGGCGCUUGUUGCCUCGAGGAACGGAGGAUUUGGCCGCCGAGGACGUCUGCCGCCGCUUUCUGCCACUCUACGGCGAGCCCGCGUCGGUAACAGCGGGGAAGGCGACGGGCGAAGAAGGGAGGAUUUUACCGCCGGUGGAGGACAUAAACAGUGGAUUUUCCGGCGUUGGUUCUGCCGUCCAAGGGAUUUUCAGAGUCGGAAAAGAAGUGGUAUGUAUCAGGAUUCAGGAAUCCGAGACCAUUUUUCUUCUUUCGAUUUCGAUUCGAAUUGAGGGAGCUGGAACCGUCCAUAAAAGCCCAACCAAGGGAGAUCUCUGGACGAAGAAAUUAGCCAGCAGAGAUGGCCGCCGGCAACCAGCGGAAGCGCCUCUUUGUGGUGAUGGAGGACAUGAAGCCUGAUUAUUUUGUGCACAGCAUCGACAUCGAGCAUAUGUUCCAGUCCGGCUCCGGCACCUCCCGAGGGGCUGCCAUGGAGAUCCGCGACCUCCCCAGCCCCAUGGGGCAGAUCCCCAAGCCCCUCGCCAACCCGGAGCGCAUCGACUUCGCCCUCGCCUGCGACGGCGCCACCUUGGUUGGCGUCAGCAACCUCAAGCGCACCGUCUUGUACGACACGAGGUCCGGCGCCUCGUCCGCCGGACCGGAGCUCCAGCACGGCAAGACCGGCGGCACCUACGUCAUCCCGCUGGGACGCAGGCUCUACGCGCUCAAAUGCCGUCUCAACAGGUCCGACCAAGGGAAGCCCUCCGGCGAGGACUGCACCCUCCUCAUCCAGGACGCCGGCGGCACCCGCCUCAGGCUGGACUGCUCCUCUAGCUCAUGGCGCGACCUCCCAGAGCCCCCGCCCGACUUCCGCAGCCUGAACGGCUUCCAGAUCGAUUGCCAGCUCUCCGCCUACUUCACCGCCGGCGCGCGCAUCUGGGUCUCGGCGGAGGAGAGGGGCACCUACUCUUUCCACACCGUCCGCCGCCAGUGGCGCAAGGAGGGCGACUGGCAGCUGCCCUUCCACCACCGCGCCGUGUUCGUCCCAGAGCUCGACAACCUCUGCUUCGGCCUCAGCUCCAAGGACCGCUGCCUCGUGGCCGUCGACGUCCGGCAAUCCCCGCCGGUCGUCCGGUACAACUGGGAGGGCACAUUCCCCAGCUGGGCCCGUGACAACGGCAACCUCUGCGGCCUCAUGCCGGAAGGCAGCCUGGUGUACCUCGGGGACGGCAGGUUCUGCAUUGCUUGGACUGUCUUGAUGAUUGACAAUGUCGAUGGCCACACGCACUACUUCCUCCACUUGAUGGCCGUGCAACUCAUCAGGACCUCUUCUACCGGCUCCGGCAAGAAGCAUCUGCGGAUGGUCAAGCGCGGAGUUUGCUGCUACGAGAUGCCAAGCCAUGGCCUCAUGGCUCAUGUUUUCUAACCACACUAGUUGUAUCCUUGCACUUGGAGGAAUUGACUGCUUAUUGGAGGUCUCUCGGCAAAUCCUUGAUGAAGCAGCUGCGGAUGGUCAAGAGGGGAUAACUUCAGCUUCAGACUAUUUAAUGGAGUACUAUGAUUACUAGUAACAGCCAUGAACUCUGAAUGUUCAAUCUUACCUCAAACUUGCCAUGUUGUUAGUUUCCAAACUUUCAUGUUUUCUAUGCUGUUGUUGCCUUGUUGGGCAGUGAAAUCUGUUUAAUGUAGGUUUUGUACAACGUA